Microplitis mediator is the source of this 1247-nucleotide messenger RNA. RefSeq names its product juvenile hormone acid O-methyltransferase (gene jhamt). The transcript has 5 exons. Bases 124 to 954 code for a protein of 276 amino acids. The record is from RefSeq and is a predicted model, not a curated record. NCBI's taxonomy places the organism in Eukaryota, Metazoa, Arthropoda, Insecta, Hymenoptera, Braconidae.
AGUAUAUAUACCGAGGACCGGGCCAGUGAAUUAUCAGUUAAAAUUUUUUCUUUUCUGACACUACGACGUCAAGAUAAUUAUUUCCCUUCCCGAAAAUUCCGGCGCGCAGUUGCAUAAUUAGUAAUGGAUAGUAAAAAAUAUAUCGACGGUUUUUUACUACAACGGCGAGAUGCAAGUGAAGUUAUUGAAGAAUUUUCAGAUGAAUUGUCAUCAAUGUACGGGAAGUGCAUCGACAUUGGGUGCGGCCCCGGAAAUAUAACUAAGGAAUUAAUUUUACCGAAAUUACCCGCCGACAGUGUCGUCGUCGGUGCCGAUAUUUCGGAGUCGAUGAUCGAUUCGGCGAAAAAAAAAUAUCAGGAUGAAGAAAGAUUGUCUUUUAUAAAAUUGAAUAUCGAGGCCGAAGAAUUGCCGAUCAAGGAAAUCGAGAGAUAUGACAACGUUCUGUCAUUUUAUUGCCUGCAUUGGUGUCAGAAUAUGAGACUGGCUUUGAAAAAUAUUCACCAGCUUCUUCGACCUGGAGGACGUGCUCUGGUCAUGUUCUUGUCUUACAAUAAUGGUUUCGAUGCUUACAAACGGUUACAGAGAAACCCGCGCUACAAACCUUACAUGGAGGACGUAUUGAAAUACAUUCCGGCUUAUCACAGCUGUCCUAAUCCGCGAGCUAUGAUGAAGAAAACUUUGGAAGAAGUCGGCUUUGAAGUAUUACACUGCAGUAAUAGAGAAAAAACUUUCGUCUUCGAGAGUAUGGAGAUUUUACAAAAACACAUUAUUGCAGUGAAUCCUUUUAUUAACAGAAUCCCGGAUGAGUUGAAGGACGAGUACAAAAUGGAAGUGACGAGAGAAAUAGCUGAGCAUAAAAUAUUAUUCGAGAGCCAUAAAAAUAAGUCUGGUUACAGUGUCCUUGAUCGAUACGCAUUGAUAAUUGCUUACUUUAGAAAACCAAAUAUUUUGUAAAUAAAAAAAUUUUUUAAUUUAAAAGUGUGGAGUCUAGAUUUUUUUGACAGCUGUCAAAAUUCGUUGUAUUUUUUUCUUGAAUUUCUGAUUUUAAUCUUGAGUCGAACUGAUUUUUUUCUAGAGCUGAAAAAAAAUUACAAACCAAAAUGUUGAUUCAAAUUUUUUCUAAUUUUCGGUAAAAUUGAAAAAUAAAAUUUUUUCAAAAUCUCAAUUUCCGCGGGUGUCAAAAAAAUUAACAGACAGGAGGUGGACUUGUGGAUAUUUGUAAAAAAAAAUAAAUAAUUGUUGAGAUA